Messenger RNA from Liolophura sinensis, 1060 nucleotides. RefSeq lists its product as uncharacterized. Bases 1 to 513 code for a protein of 170 amino acids. The transcript has 3 exons. The record is from RefSeq and is a predicted model, not a curated record. NCBI's taxonomy places the organism in Eukaryota, Metazoa, Mollusca, Polyplacophora, Chitonida, Chitonidae.
AUGGACAUUAGGAAAAGAUUAGAAAAGGCUGAUAGUCAUUCAACAGGGACAUUAGAAAAGGCCAACAGUCAUUCAACAUUGACAUUAGAAAAGGCCAAUAGUCAUUCAAUAUGGGCAUUAGCAAAGGCUGAUAGUCAUUCAACAUGGACAUUAGAAAAGGCUGAUAAUCAUUCAACAUGGACAUUAGAAAAGGCCAAUAGUCAUUCAACAUGGACAUUAGAAAAGGCUGAUAGACAUUCAACAGUGACAUUAGAAAAGGCCGAUAGGAGAUUAGAAAAGGCCAAUAGUCAUUCAACAUGGACAUUAGAAAAGGCUGAUAAUCAUUCAACAUGGAAAUUAGAAAAUGCUGAUAGUCAUUCAACAUGGACAUUAGAAAAGGCUGAUAGUCAUUCAACAUGGGCAUUAGCAAAGGCUGAUAGUCAUUCAACAUGGACAUUAGAAAAUGCUGAUAAUCAUUCAACAUGGACAUUAGAAAAUGCUGAUAGUCAUUCAACAUGGACAUACAUGUAUUGAAAUUCAGUCGGCACAACAGCGGUUUCGAAAUCUGAUGUCAAUAUAGCUGACGUCAAUGGCGUAAUGUAGGCUUUUUGCCAAUAAUAAUGUAUAGAGUUUGAUGGUAGAAGAAAUGGAUAUGACAUGAUUGUGUCUAUAUCACAAUCUAUAGUAUACAGGGCGAUUUAUAUAUGGUUUCAGAGACCUUUUAUUUCGUACUUGUUGUCAUGUUUUUUACUUAAUUAUUAACCUCCGGAUGGUUGUGGGUUUCCUCCGGGUUGCCCGGUUUUUACCAAUAAAGGUAUAAGUGAAAUAUUUUUGAGUAUGGCGUAAAUCUCCAAUCAAAAAGAAAAAAAUAGAUAAUGAAACCAAUAAAGCAGUACUUAAUUAUUACUGGCCUCUCCUUGGAAAAUUGCUUUAUUUCGCCAUUUCAUCCUGGUAUAUACUCGUCACACAAUAUGGCAUACAUAAUAUAAUACACAAUAAGUGUAUUUACAAGCGACAACAAUGCUGAUUUAAUUUAACUGUCCAUAUCGGCUUACUGACGCCCUAUCUGGGCCACAAGAAA